This is a messenger RNA of Didymella exigua CBS 183.55, 1536 nucleotides long. RefSeq lists its product as uncharacterized. The transcript is spliced from 2 exons. Lineage: Eukaryota; Fungi; Ascomycota; Dothideomycetes; Pleosporales; Didymellaceae. The record is from RefSeq and is a predicted model, not a curated record. The coding region runs from base 1 to 1536 and encodes 511 amino acids. Gene Ontology annotation, molecular function: 1-alkyl-2-acetylglycerophosphocholine esterase activity.
AUGACGUGGCUCAAGAACAUCAACCCUACUCCAGCCUUCCCCGCCUACACCGGACCGCACAAAGUGGGCUCGAUAGACGUGGAGAUUCCAGCCAGCGAGCUGGAGAACCCCAGCGACGAUGCGCCGCCUGCCGACCUAGCCACAGUAGCGUUCAGAGUCUUCUACCCGUGCAGACCGGACAGCGAGCAGAAGGCGGUGCGGUGGAUUCCGACUCCGCAGCGCGAGUACAUUGCAGCCUACGCGCGGUUCCUGGGCGCAAACAGCGCCUUUGCCGGCGUCUUCUCCCUGGUUCCCCAGUUUCUCCAGUUCACCUCGAUCCCCGUGCACGCCAACGCCGACAUCCUCGAGCCCAACACCGCCUCCAAGCGCUGGCCCGUCAUGCUCUUCUCGCACGGCCUCGGCGGGAGUCGAAACGCAUACUCGCACAUCUGCGGCUCGCUCGCCAGCCACGGCAUCGUCGUCGUCGCCCCGGACCACCGCGACGGCAGCUCGCCCAUAAACUUUGUCCACACGCCCGACUCGAAAGAGAAGACGCAGCGCGUACACUACCGGCGCAUCGACCACAAGCCCUCGCCCGACGUGUACGCCGCGCGCGACGAGCAGCUGCGCAUCCGCCUCUGGGAGAUGGGCCUGGUCCACGCCGCGCUGCUGAAGAUGGACACGCGGACACGGCUGCGCAACGUCGCCGACGACGCACGGAGCAGUCGCGGCAAAGACACGCUGACGCAGUUUGCGCACCUCCUCGCCGUCCACGAGCCGGGCUCCAUCAGCUUCGCCGGCCACUCGUUCGGCGCCGCCACAACCGUCCAGCUCGUCAAAUCCGUCUUCCACAGCCCCCCCGGCGCCCCCCCGGCGCCAGCGAGCUACAAACCGCUCUUCAGCCCGCGGCCCACGUCGUCCCUCAAGGCCCAGAUCACAGCCGCCACACCCACCAUCCUCCUCGACCUGUGGACGCUGCCCAUCCAAUCGCCCUCCACCGCCUGGCUGCGCUCCAAGCCAAUGCCGUGCUACACGUCCGGCGGGCCCGGCGGGACGAAGACGCUCGCCAUCCUAUCCGAAGGUUUCUUCAAAUGGCACAGCAACAAGCUCGAAACGCAGCGCAUUCUCGGGCGUCCCCCCAACGCACCCCCGUCGGCACAGGGGCCGCACGUCUUCUACCCCGUCGCGAGCGCGCACCUCUCGCAGUCCGACUUUGGCAUCCUGUUCCCCUGGGCCACGGCCCGCGUGUUCGGCGCCCGCGAGCCAGAGCGCGUUCUGCGGCUUAACACGCGCGCUAUCCUGCAGCUGCUGCGCGACGCGCGCGUCGAGGUUGGCAACACGUCCGCUGCGGAUCUGGAGUUCGAGGGCGUCGAGCUCGACAAGGCUAUUCCCAACGACGAUGCGAUUCUGAGCACGCGCAAGGAUAGAGUAAGGGGGUGGGUUUGUGUCGGGGACGGGGCGGGCGGUGCGGACAUGGCCGAGGGCAAGGUUGGCGCCGGGCCAGGCGAGGCGGUGCUGCAGGGCGAGGCGUUUGGGCAGCGUGAUUCGGUGCAGUGA